Ambispora gerdemannii is the source of this 984-nucleotide messenger RNA. Lineage: Eukaryota; Fungi; Glomeromycota; Glomeromycetes; Archaeosporales; Ambisporaceae. The record is from the annotation of a GenBank genome assembly.
AUGACGAAUUAUAACAAUAGCAACAACAAUAAUAAAUUUAUUAAUCAGCUGCUUGCAGUGAUAUUUUUGAUAUUUGUGUUUAUGAGCACAAACAACAACAAAAAUAAUAAUAUUUAUUUUGUUGAUGCAUCUUUUACCACCACAACGAUAGCUGGCUCUAAUCCUACUUCUCACAAGACCAUUAUUGAAACCCUUUUUCUAAAAAAUAUUAUUUUGCCAACCCUUUCAACCCUUUUAAUUGUUGCAACUUUUUCACUUUUUGCAUCACAACAACAAGCAGAAAAGGAAUACGAGAAACAAGAACGUCACCAACAACAACAUAAUAAUAGUAAUAUUCGACAAGGUCACAAACCAACAACUAACAAUUUCAUAUCUUCAACUUUGACAAAAAUUCAAGAAAGAAAAGAGUUGGGACAACGAGAGCAGAUACAACAAGAACUAGAACAAGAAAUAACUUUUCAACUUGGUGUCUAUUUGAAAUUAGCGGAAUUGGUUCAAUUUGGUCAAGCGGGUCUGAGAUCUAUUGACGAGCAAAGAGAAGGAGAAUCACUAAUUAUAAUUGAUGAAGAAAUAAUUAAAAUCAGCGAAAUCAGUUCAAUUGAUAACCAAGGAAAAUCAGCGCUACGCAGAUCAACCGCAGAUUUCUAUAAACACGAAGAUCACCUUGACGAUAUUGGGACAGAUCUUGAGUUUCUAGGGUUUAUGAAUCAAGUUACCGCGGAAUUAGGAAAAUAUUCAAAUAGCGAUGAUGAUUCGAUAUUCUUUGCGUUCCUGGUGACUGCCUUCUUUUAUAUUGUUCGAAUAAUUUUGGUGUGUUUUAUUUUGUUUUCAUCAACAUUUACGACACCAUAUUCGAAUAACUCUUUAUCGUUAUUUUCCUCUUUGAUAAAAGUUUCACUUUUGUAUAUAAUACAUGUCGGUGUUCUUCGUCUUUUAGAUUAUUUUAAGGUGCCAAUAUUAUCAUCGUCUUCGACACAUACAUAA